AUUCUUCACACCAAUGAGAACUGUAAUGUUUGAGAUAAAAAUAUUGAGAGUGUGUUCGGUAAAAUGAAAUGCAGUCGUGGACGAAAAGAGAAUUUAAUAAAGAUUGAUUCGAGCUUGAGCCGUGAUCAAGAGCGGAGGCAAAUUUACAGUCUGUCUAGAUCCAAUUAAGUGAUUAUUAGGAGAAUUUAACAGUGACGACGAGAAAGUGAAACGAAUCCACGCAUAGUUUCAAGCUCAAACGGAAUAUUCCAGGGUGAGCUACGGUAAGUAAACUGUAGAGCAGAUGUUGAGUCAGACAGUGCACUUGUAAGCAGUAUUUGCUAGAGUAUCUGUUAGGCAUACCUGUGACUAUAGAAUUCAUAGCGAAAAAGACCUUGCGUUUCCAGAAAUAGCGUUUCUGGUGACGUAAAUUUGAUAGCAUAUUGAAAUUGUGAAACUAAUCUUUGUUUCAGGAUCUUUUGUCCUACUAUAACGUGUAUUAUAAUCUCCAUCUUGAUUUUUUUUCUACAGUCAUCAUCAUCGCUCGAUCGACAUUUUCUUCUUUCGUUGCUUCGGGGCCUAGGAGCGCCAUACUCAAGAGAGUAGCCCACGAAGGAGAUUCCGUGACGCACAGCAGUGAGAAGUCUCCGUACGAAGCGAUCCCGAGUACGGUUGAGUGAGGACCCCGUUGAGAAUCUACAGCGAGUGAGAGUCUAGGUCAAACGACAACCGAAAGCGGCGUAGUGAACAAGUCCUAGAGGUGUGAAGUGCAUGCCGAAUUGAGCAAGGUGCAUGAUUACUUGUGUCGGUUAGAACAAACGAGAGCGAACGUUCGAUCGAACGGAGUGUAGGUGCUACCUCCAGUGCGAAGUGGGAAACGAGAUCGAAGAUAGCUACUGAGUCAGCAGAGAGUAAAAAGCCGACGGUGCAACCUUCGACUGGUGGUGAGAACAUAGCCUGGUGGUGAGCGGUGAGCCUGGUGGUGAGCGGUGAGCCUGGUGGUGAGCGGUGAGCCUGGUGGUGAGGAGUGAACCUUGGUGGUGAGACCGAGCAGCGAGUUGCAUCGUUGUCAAAAGAGUUGCAUCCGCAAAAAUUGAGUGAGUGAGCAGCAUCUAACGUAAGUAAACAUCUUUUAUCCUUUUAUUGGUAGCUUACAGUGAGUGCAUUUGUGCAUACAGGUCGGUUCAAAAUGUCGGUACCAGGUAUGAUCGGAACUAUCGAUAACUUUCAUGCGGGUAAAUCGUUUAGCAAUUAUGUAGAGCGCUUCGAAAUUAUGUGUAAUUUGAAUAAAGUCAAACCGGAGGAGAAGAAACAGUGGUUUAUUUCACUAAGCGGUGAUGAUGUUUUUGAUGAGAUUAAAUUGCUAUUUCCUAAGAAAAAUGUUAACGAUUUGGACUAUGAUGAAAUGAUUAAGAAGCUCAGGAGUCGGUUUGAUAAAACCGAGCCUGCUCUCAUGCACAGAUACAAGUUUUAUAACAAAUAUCAAGGACACACGGAAAGUGCGGAGAAUUUCGUUGUUGCCGUAAAAUUACUAGCAGAGAGUUGUAACUUUAAAGAAUUCAAAGACGAAGCAGUGAGAGAUAGGCUUAUCAUAGGUCUUCGCGACAAGAAAUUGCAACGUAAAAUUCUUAUGGAAGAUGAGAUUACGGUUGAUGCAGUAGAAAAACUGAUUAUAACUCAUGAAGAAGCAGGCGAAAGAACAAAAGAAAUAGUAGACCCAAACGACGCGGGGGCGAUUUUAUCUGUAAAGCACCGGCUAGGUCAAAAGCAAGAGGAUUAUAAUAGCAGGAGAUCCAGUAGGUUCCGUUCUAGGAGCAGAAGUGGAGAUCGCUCCGGUACUCGCUCCAGAAGUAGAGAUAAUAGUAAUUUUUAUCGUGGCGGACGUAGUCGUGAGUGGAACGGACAUAGCAAAGCCGUAUGUAAUCAUUGCAAGCGUGUAGGACAUAUCAAGAAAAAUUGUUGGUUCCUGAACAAAACUGCAGUUAAAUUUGUGCAACAAGAAGAAGAAGAAGUAGUGGUAGAAUCAGUACCGUUUGACAAGUUCAAUAGAAUCCGUAUCGAUGAGACCAGUGAUAACUCAGAUAUAGAAUGUUUAAAAAUUGGAGCCAUUAACCAUAUUAGUGAGCCAUGUCUGGUGAAAGCCGAAGUUCAAGGUCAGGAGAUAGUACUGGAAAUCGAUACAGGUUCUGCGGUAACAGUGAUUAGCGAAAUGCUGUAUAGAAAGUUAUUCCAUUCUUUACCUACGACUCAGUGUAACAAGAGAUUAAUAGUGGUUAACGGAUCAAGGCUAACAGUUUCGGGUCAACUACAUGUAGAAGUUCGAUUGAAUGGUCUACGAAGCUCUAAGAAGGUGAUUAUUUUGAGAAGCAGCAAGGAUUUUACACCACUAUUAGGACGAGAUUGGUUGGAAACUUUCUACCCAGAAUGGAAAACACAGUUUCUGAAUCCUGCAAUCAUCAACCAUCUUGGAAUUGACAGAUUACGUGAAAAUGCAAUAGGUAAUAUUCAACAAAAAUUCAUAAAAGUAUUUAGUAAAGAUUUUUCUGAGCCUAUUGUGGGAUUCAAAGCUGAUUUAACUCUCAAAUCAGAUCAACCGAUUUUCAAACGGGCUUACCAAGUUCCGUACAAGCUGAAAGAAAAAUUUUUGACCCAUUUAGACAUGCUUGAAAAACAAUGCGUAAUAAGUCCCGCCAAAGCCAGUGAGUGGGCUUCGCCGGUGAUUGCAAUUUUGAAGAAAGAUGGAGAAAUUCGCAUGGUUAUAGAUUGCAAAGUUUCAUUGAAUAAAGUCAUUAUCCCAGACACUUAUCCUUUACCGCUCGCGCAGGAUAUUUUCGCUUCAUUGGCGGGGUGUAAGGUAUUCUGUUCACUGGAUUUAACUGGAGCAUAUACACAACUAGAGCUUACAGAACGUUCAAAAAAAUUCGUAGUAAUCAACACUGUGAAAGGUCUCUACACUUUUAAUCGCUUACCACAAGGAGCGUCCUCCAGCGCUGCCUUGUUUCAACAGGUCAUGGAUCAGGUCUUGGAAGGACUUGACGGAGUAUGUUGUUAUUUGGAUGACGUCCUAAUUGCUGGGAAGACAUUUAAGGAAUGCUAUGACAAGUUGGUUCAAGUUCUAGAAAGGCUUGCCAAUGCAAAUGUACGCGUUAAUUUUAAAAAGUGUAAAUUUUUCGUCGAAUCCUUAGCAUAUUUAGGUCAUUUAGUAACGAAGGAUGGUUUAUUACCCUCUCCUGAAAAAAUAUCAACGAUUGAAAGAGCUAAAACACCCCAGAAUGAGACUGAACUUAAAGCAUAUUUGGGGCUCAUUAAUUACUACAAUAAAUUCAUACCAAAUAUGGCCACAAAAUUAAGAUGCCUAUACAAUCUUUUGAAAAAGGAUCAAAAAUACAUUUGGACCAAAGAAUGUGAAGAAUCUUUUCAACAAAGCAAAAACAGUUUAGUGUCUGCCAACAUACUCGAUUUUUAUGAUCCGACUAAACCAUUAGUAGUAGUUACAGAUGCCUCUUCGUAUGGCUUAGAAGGCGUUUUGGCACAAAUUGCAGAUGGAACUGAAAAACCUAUCUGUUUUACCUCAUUCUCCUUAAACAAUGCACAGAAAAAGUACCCAGUACUGCAUCUAGAAGCUUUGGCACUUGUUUGCGUUAUCAAAAAGUUCCACAAGUUUCUGUUCGGUCAAAAGUUUAAAGUAUAUACUGAUCACAAGCCUCUUAUAGGAAUUUUCGGGAAAGAGGGCAAGCAAUCGGUUUAUGUCACUAGAUUGCAAAGGUACAUAAUGGAGCUUUCUAUUUACAAUUUUGAGAUUGAAUACAGGCCAGGAUCUAAGAUGGGAAAUGCAGAUUUCUGCAGCCGCUUCCCACUGGAUCAGAAAAUUCCUAGAAGCAUAGAUCAAGAGGUAAUAAACAGCUUGAAUUUUUCUAAUGAAUUUCCAAUUGACUUUGCAUUGAUUUCCCAAGAAAUCAAAGCUGAUAAGUUACUAACUGAAAUUUUUAAAUUUGUCUCAACCGAUUGGCCGAAAAAUUUACCUAUGCAAUUCAAGAAUUUUUACGCAGUGAGAGAAAAGUUGGAAAUUAUUGAUGGUAUUCUUAUGAUUGAGGACAGAGUAGUGAUACCAGAAAAGUUGAAGAACGACAUACUUAAAUUGUUGCACAGUAACCACAGUGGUCUAGUAAAAAUGAAACAGCUAGCAAGAAGAUCAGUAUACUGGCCAGGACUUAAUGCGGAUAUUGAGGAUUUUGUUAAAUGUUGUAAAUCAUGUGCAAAAAUGACAUUGAUUCCCAAGACAAAAUUGACUGAGACUUGGAUCCCCACUAAGCGUCCAUUCAUCAGAAUACACGCUGACUUCUUUCAUUUCGAUACAAAAACGUUUUUGCUGAUUAUUGAUAGCCAUUCAAAGUGGCUUGAAAUAGAAAUAAUGAGGAAUGGUACUAAUGCAAAGUCAGUCAUAAAAAAGUUUAUAUCCGUUUUUGCAAGGUUUGGCCUACCAGAUGUGGUAGUUACGGAUGGGGGUCCACCCUUCAACUCUAAGGAAUUUAUAAGCUUCUUAGAACAUCAGGGAAUCAAAGUUUUAAAAAGUCCACCUUACAACCCGGCUAGCAAUGGCCAGGCUGAAAGAAUGGUCAGAGUAGUGAAGGAUGUGUUAAAAAAGUUUUUAUUAGAUGAAAAGACAAGGUCUAUGGACAUAGAAGACCGAUUAAACCUUUUUUUAUCAACUAUAGAAAUAGUUGUCUUGGGACGGAAGGAAAGUAUCCUUCAGAGAAUGUGUUUUCCUUUAAACCUAAAAUGUUGGUGGAUUUAAUUAAUCCACGAAGUGCUUACAAGAACUUUCUGGAAAAGUCACCCGAACGCACAGUGAAUGCGGAAUCAGGACCACUUGCGUCUCCUGAUGGGUUUAGCCAACUAGUAGCAGGGGAUGAAUUAUUUUACAAAAACUAUGACAAAAGAGAUUUGCCUAGAUGGUUAGAAGCAAAAUUUAUUAAAAAACUAUCUAAUAAUAUCUUCCAGAUUUCACUAAGUGGACACAAGUUGACGGCACAUCGGAAUCAGUUAAAACUGAUGCACAGACCUAGAAGUCAGGCUAGGGUGAUGUUUAACCUCAACGCAUCUGCAUCUACGAAAAGACGAAGAAGUGUCUCAGUUGAAGACGAUUUCUUUGGAUUCCAAGAUCCCAUCCGAGAUGAGGCAGAUCCACCACCGAAAAAGAAAUAUCUGCAGAUUCGUAGUCCAAUCCUGACCAGAUCCAAGGCUAGCGCAAUCCAAGAUGCGGUCGAAUAAGAUGAGCUGUAAAAUGUCGAAGAAGAAAAGUGAUAAUCGUUGAAACACGAACUCGAAGUCGUUGAACUUAUUGAAAUACGCAAGUAACACUUGCAAUCUGAAAUUUGUUAAAGUAUUAAAAUUCUGUAAUCAUUUUCUAUAAAGGGAAGAAUUGUAAUGUUUGAGAUAAAAAUAUUGAGAGUGUGUUCGGUAAAAUGAAAUGCAGUCGUGGACGAAAAGAGAAUUUAAUAAAGAUUGAUUCGAGCUUGAGCCGUGAUCAAGAGCGGAGGCAAAUGUUAGUCUUUUUAUUUAAACAAUUGAUAGAACCUCUUUACUUAAUAUAUUUGAUUCCUUUUAUCAGUUACAGUCUGUCUAGAUCCAAUUAAGUGAUUAUUAGGAGAAUUUAACAAGAACAUCUGUAAUUUCCGAAAAUACUUCUGUAACGCCUCCGAAAUCCGCUGAAUAUCCUCAGAAUCUUGCUGAAAAGCCUCCGUAAAUUAUCUGAAUCCCCAUCGCACCCUGUAAAGCCUUCUGUUGCCGCAACCACUGUGCAGCGGCAAUCGAUGUACAUAGAUAGUGGAACAACCUGGGUUUCCUUUGUGUAUCGAUGCGCCCAACAGAUCAAUUGUAAUCAAUAUAGACUGUGCAGAAGAGUUACCUUAUAGAAGCACAGUCAGCUCCAUUGUUAGCUCCAAGCGAGUUGGUGAUGUCGUUAUCAAAUUUGGCACGUAGUAAGUGCAAUAAAUAUCAGUUUGCGAUAGCAAUAGUUUCCAAGUCUGUUAUCGUAGUUGCGUAGCAUAUGGAAAAAGACAGAAUUGUAAGUACAUUAUAGAUUAAUUCAUUUAAUGAAAAUUAAUUUCUGCAAAUAUAUUUUAGCUUUAAAGCUGUUCAGUACAACAACUAAAAGACUGUUUCAAUCCACUCCAUCAUCCAUCAAACUACGCCAACAUACUUUAAAGAAUUCUGGACCUGAGUUGGCACCAGAAAUUAAUCUACCACUGCAGGCACAGUGGAACCUACCAGCUAGCAUUCAAAAACCACGUAAGAAAUAGAGGAUUAGUGAUUCACAGUUCGAAUUUGUCACUGCUUCUUCGGGUUGCUCUAGUCGAGCGAGUGCGUAGUCAAGAUUCAGUGCACAGUGGUUCAAAUGUGUUGUGAGUGAUUUACCGAAGUCUGGUAAUCAUCUGCCGAAGUAUGGUCGCUGAUGAAGUCAACAUUAACCGCAGUAGGAGAGAAACUCCACGGGAUUUAUUUGCUUUACAAUGGUUGGAAUUACAACAUUAUUUGCGUUUGAAGGAGAUCAAAGCGGAAGCGGAUUACUAUCGACAAAAGUAUGAGCUACUGAAGCUAAUGGAAAGCGGUAGAAGAAGAAUGAGUCGAAGAAGUGUUAUCACUGACCAGGAAAUACUGGAUUCAGGAUUGUCAGUGAGUCUCAAAUCGGAGUUGGACACACCUACGAAUGUUUUCUCAUGCACGACGGUAGCGAGUAUCUGCAAUUCCGAUAGUACUUCGUCUCCGUCAGCGGUACCAGUUGUACCAAUUAUACCACCUGUUUCUGUAAGGGACACUAGCUCUAGUAUAGCAGUAGAGUUCACGGCAACAGCAACGUAUUUUGCGAAAUUACCACCCGUAAAAUAUAUGGGAACCAUGUUAGUUUUAGUUCAGGCAGUUACAAAUAAAAUACAAUCUCCCGCGGUAUCAUCUUUCAAGAUCUCCUCAAAGAUCAAUUACUCACAGCGUACGGUAGAAAUAUUUUCAGUAUCAGAAAUAGUCAAAGCGAAGUUUGAGAAGAUUACAAGUUUAAGGCUCAAAAGAUAUGUAACAGCAGUAGUAUGUAGAGGGCUCCUAAUCAAUACUCAUUACAGAUAUUGGGAUAUGUUUCAGAAGUUACUUUAUUACACUAACGAUAAUCCGGUUGUUCACGGGGAGGAGGAUGUUGCCGCAACCACUGUGCAGCGGCAAUCGAUGUACAUAGAUAGUGGAACAACCUGGGUUUCCUUUGUGUAUCGAUGCGCCCAACAGAUCAAUUGUAAUCAAUAUAGACUGUGCAGAAGAGUUACCUUAUAGAAGCACAGUCAGCUCCAUUGUUAGCUCCAAGCGAGUUGGUGAUGUCGUUAUCAAAUUUGGCACGUAGUAAGUGAAAUAAAUAUCAGUUUGCGAUAGCAAUAGUUUCCAAGUCUGUUAUCGUAGUUGCGUAGCAUAUGGAAAAAGACAGAAUUGUAAGUACAUUAUAGAUUAAUUCAUUUAAUGAAAAUUAAUUUCUGCAAAUAUAUUUUAGCUUUAAAGCUGUUCAGUACAACAACUAAAAGACUGUUUCAAUCCACUCCAUCAUCCAUCAAACUACGCCAACACCUUCGGAACCCCGAAAAGUUUCUAGGAAAUAUUUUGGCACAGUAAACUCCCUGAAACCCCUUGUAACGAACCUGCGAGCCUACUAAAAAUCCGAAAACGCCCCCGAAACACGCAAAAAAUCCGGAGAAACUUGCUGAAAUGCCAUUAAAAACACUCUGGAACCCUCUCGAACCACCUGAGACCCUCAAAUCCCUUGAAACGCGACUGUAACACCACUGAAAAUCUUCUGAAACUUUCGGACUUCCGUAACAUCUCCGGAAUCCCGUGGAAAUCCUAUGGAACAUCUUGAAAUGCCGCAGAAAACUUCUUGAAACUCAUUAGAACCCCAUGUAACACACCUGAGACCUUCUGGAACCCCCGAAAACGCUCCUGUAUCGCUUCAGGAACUCCCUGAAAAUCUUCUGAAACUUCCUGAAAUGCAUCCAAACACUUCCUGAAACCUCUUCGGACCCUCAUUAGGAAGCAUUAGGAAGUUUCAGAGAAUUUGGUCCUCCCACUCCUGACACUUCCUUGACAGCCAUCUGAAACCCCGUAUUGCCGCCCCCUUCAACUCCUUCGAAACCUUAAAAUCCAUUUGACUUAGGUUAUAAACUGCAUCCAUUUAAGCAAAAAAUAUGUUUAGGCAAUCUUGACUCAUUACCUAGAUGGAGAUUCUAUAGUGAAUGCAUCUUUUUUUUUUUCAUUUAUUUUAUUUUUUCUACAUACACAGUAGAAUAAUGAGCACGAGGAUGAUGAUGUGUGGCUUUUUUCCUUUCACAGCCCGAUUGAGGAACCAUUUAUGAUUGUUCAGAUUUUAUCACCCCUUCCACGCGUCAGAUUUUCAUGUUUCAACUUCCUGCUAUAAUUGGGUUGUUCGAUGAAUAAAACAUUGCGACAUUUUUUCUAUAGACCAAUUAAAAGAGCACAUUUUUCUGAGUACGCCUACCAGUGGCUUUGUUUUGCUGGUCGAAUAAACAAAACAUUUUUAAUUUCCGUGGAUUGAAUGACAGUUCAAACGAAAAAAUGACAAUUAGAACUAAAGGGGUGUGAGUGACAAAAACUCACUUUCGAGUAAAUGAGCAAGGAUGGAAAUCUAGUGAUCAUGACCAGAUCUCGAAUGUGUCGCGGUUGAAAGGCAUCGCGCGAUCAUAGCAACAACGAUAACAUUGUGUCGUCAAGCAUCCUAACAAACUACCGUCCGAGAAGAAUAAUCCGCGCGGCAUGAUGCGAUCGUUAUCAUGAAGUCGAAAUGAUAAAUUCGUAAUUUCAUUCACUUUUUGAGCAUUCUUGCUGCUUUAACUUCCAGAUAUACUUAUGAAUGCAUUAUUUCUAAUCAAUAAUGCGGUUUACGGGUGCAUAAGUGGCAUAAAUUCUGAUGAAUAUAAUUUAUCACGAGUUGUAACAUGAUCCGAUAACGGGUCAUCACGCGAUAAAGCGUGCAUCAGAUCACAGAACAGAUGUGUAUCUUCGAACAAAUGUGAAGUUUCGAGGUGGAAGUCGUGAAAUUGUCACUUGGAAAACUAGAUUGGAAUGAAUUUCCAUGGAAAAAUAAAAAAUCAUCAAAGCGUGCUAUGCCGCCUCACUAUGCUCGCUGCAGGCUAAAGCUUGACUUCCACCACCAGGUUCGCUAGUGUUGAGCUAUCAAACGGGCAGUGCUUUUCGUGACGAAGAUUCACCCCCGUGAUCAGAUGCUUUGAUUGUCUCUGUUAUAUGAGCACGGUGUGAGGCGUCGGGAUCAUGCUACUGCAAGAACAAGGCUAUCUUGGAUUAUUCGUAUCCUGUAUCAUUUAUCGCUGUGAUUUUCUUCCAUCCUUGGUAAAUGAGGUUUAAAGUUUUUCACCAAUUUUUCAUCCCAUACAAAAUGUAUGGAGAUUCAAAAUCAACCCUAUUUUCUCCGAUUUAUUGUAAUUUUUCUGGUCAUCGUAAAAACAAUCUUAAAAAAGUUCCUAAAUGCUUGAAAUCUGAAGAACCCAAAAUCGACAAAAUGGUCACUUACACCCCUUUGAAUCUAGGCCCCUCAACACGAACAAAAAACAAACUUGAAAUGCAUUUUAAAAAUAGUUGCCAGGCUCCCAAAAUGAUAAAGUUUUAGAAUUCGACUUAUUUUUUGAGGGAGUUUUCGAUUAUGAAAUAUUUAAUCUGGAUACCCAUAAAGAACCCAAUUAAAAGUAAAUCUUUCCCCACUUCUUCAAAAUAGAUGUUUUAGGCGUGCUUUGCCGCAGCUUUAAAAAUAUUGAAUGCGCUUAUAUGGAUUUUCUAUAAUGUUUAAACAUAUUUUUGAAAAGCGGAGAUGGUAAAAUCGGAACAUCACGUAUCGUUCGUUGACAUUUAAGCCAUGUGCUCAUAAAAGAGGAUCAGUGCGAGUUGUGCUGGGAAUUUCAUCAGGAUAUUUCACCGGGCAUUUCCCAUUGUGAUUCGUCCGAGAAUUCUAUCUGGAGAUUCUGCCGAUAAUUCCAUCUGGGAAUCAGACCAAAUCCCGCUGGAUAUUCUGCCAGGAAGUCUCUGUGGAGACUUCACCAGGAAUUACCUCUGGAUAUUCCACCAGAAGUUUCGCUGGAGAUUCCGCCAUGAGUUCCCUCUGGCGAUUCCAGCAGCAGUUCCCGCUAAGCAUUCCUCCAGUAGUUACCUGUCCAGGAGUUUCCUCUGAAGAUUUCGUCAGAAAUUCCGCCGGGGAUGCCCUCUGAGGAUUCCUCCAAAAGUUCCCUCUGGGUAUCCCGUCGAGAAUUCCUUAUGAGGGACUCCACCGAGAAUUCGCUCUUGGAAUUUCACCGGUAAUUUCCUAUUGAGAUUUCAUCGGGAAUCCUGUCAGAGAAUUCCACCGAGGAAUUUCGUUUGCGGAUUCCGUCCAAAUCCAUCUGAGGAUUCUGCCGGGAAUUCUGCCUGCGGCUUCUGCCAGAGAUUCCCCCUGGAGAUACCGCCAGGAAUACCCUCAGAGGAUUCCACCAGGAAUUCGCUUUGAAGACUACACCAGAAAUUCUCUCUUGGAGAUUCUAUAGAAGUUCCCUUUGAAGCUUGCUAUAGGAAUUCGUUAUAGGGAAUCCGCUACGAAUUUACUUUGGAGAAACCUUUGAGGAUUUUAUAAAAAGUUACUUUUAGGGAAUCCUUCCAGAGUUCAUUUAAGCUCCCUUUGAAGACGGAUAUUCUCUCUGAAGCUUCCUUUAUAAGGUCGCCUGGAGAUUCUUCCGGAAGUUCGUUUUGAGGAUUCCCCAGAAGAUCCGAUUCCUUCUGCGGAUUCUCCUGGAGCAACUUCUGGAAAAUCUUCCAGGAGUUCUUUCUUGGGAUUUCUCCAAAAGAUUCAUCUGAAGAAUCCUCCAGGAGCUCAUUCUGGGUAUUCCUCCGGGAGCUCCUUCUGGAGGUUCCUUCGGGACUUCUUAUAUCUCUAAGAAUUCCUAGACUUCCGUACAAGAAUUUCUCCAGAAGUUCCCUUUGGAAGAAUUCCCAGAUUGAACUCCUGGAGGAACUCCUGGAGGAAUCUUCAGAAGGAAAUCUUGGAGGAUAUCCUGAAAAGAAACCCAGAUGAUAGCUUCUGGAGACUCCCGGAGAAAUCCCUUUGAAGCAUUUCCCAGAAGCCACUCCGAAAAGAAGUUUUGAAAGGAGUCCUCAAGGAAUCGCUGAACGGAUCUCUACCAUUCAAUCCCUUUUGGGAUUCCUCCAGGAGUUUACAGGAGGAGGAAUCAUCGGAGGGAAUUCCUUUUCCAGGAGGGAAUUCCCGAAGGAAUCCCUGGCGGUAGUUCCGAGAGGAAUCCCCGACAGAAUCCCUAGUGGAAAUUCCCGGUCGAUUCCCUGGAGGGAAUUCCCGGCGGAAUCCCUGGAGGAAAUUCCCGGAGGAAUUUCUGGAGGGAAUUCCCGGAGGAAUCCCUAAAGGGAAUUUCUGGAGGAAUUCUCGAUGGGAAAUCCUUGAAGAAUUUCUCCUGAAAAAAAUCCCAACGGGAACUCUUGAAGGAAUCCCCAGAGGAACUCCUGGAGGAAUCUUCAGAGUGAACUCUUGGAGGAAUCGCCAGAAGAAACUCGUGGAGGAAUACCUAGAAGAAAUUCUUGGAGGAACCCUUUGAAGGAACUCCUUGUACAUUCCUCCUCACUUUACUAGUUCACCAUUUCCUUCCUAGAACUUCCAGAAGUUUCUCCCGGGGAAUUAUGCAGUAGUGAGUGUGUGUUACACACACUAAGAAAAUCUCAAUUUUCAGGGUGACACAAUUGAAGAAAUUGACGUAAAUAACCAUGACACAAACAGAAAUAUGACUUAUUUUUGUGUCGUCUGUGAUGCAAAUGCAAAAAUCAGCAUUGUCGACAUUUGCUGCAAUUUGGACACAUGUUUAAGUGAGCGCCCACAAUAUUCGACCACAAUACAUAAAAUUCUGUUUCAUUCACACUAAAAUUACACGACAAAAAACUUAAUGGAACUCCGCUGUGUUUACCGCGGCUAAAACGUCAAACGCAGUCACUUGAGUUGUUGUGAUUUGUAAAUAUUGUUCCAAAUCAAUUUUUUAUUCAGAUUCGGAGCAAGAAUUGUAAGAAUUGUGAGAUCUUUAGUGAGAUUAGUACGUAGUGCACAAUUAACGUGAAAAAGGCACCAGGAUUCAUCCGCCAGGUACGGCUAGCAGCUAGCAGUGGCAGAAAAUGGAAACAAAUGUGACUCGAGGAAGCAGAAACAUAAUGUUAUGAUCUGAAAAAGUGAGCAAUGCUAUUGAUCCAAAGAUUGUAUUAAGAUCAAAUAUCGACAAGAGUAUGAAUAAAGUGUGUUGAAACGGAA
Aedes albopictus (Asian tiger mosquito) is the source of this 12310-nucleotide messenger RNA. RefSeq lists its product as uncharacterized. Gene Ontology annotation, biological process: DNA integration; proteolysis. Bases 1169 to 4774 code for a protein of 1201 amino acids. Gene Ontology annotation, molecular function: nucleic acid binding; aspartic-type endopeptidase activity. The transcript has 2 exons. Lineage: Eukaryota; Metazoa; Arthropoda; Insecta; Diptera; Culicidae. The record is from RefSeq and is a predicted model, not a curated record.